Messenger RNA from Guillardia theta CCMP2712, 1611 nucleotides. RefSeq lists its product as hypothetical. Bases 1 to 1611 code for a protein of 536 amino acids. Lineage: Eukaryota; Cryptophyceae; Pyrenomonadales; Geminigeraceae. The transcript has 25 exons. The record is from RefSeq and is a predicted model, not a curated record.
AUGGAGGGUGAGGACAGGAAUGUUGCCGAUGUGAGCACCCACACAGUCGAGUUCCAAGUCGUGUCUUACUGGAACCGCUCGUUCUCGGCCUUUCAAAGCCCAACCCUUGGACCACCUGUUUUGGGCAGCCUAGUAGACUUGCAAGCUCAGAGCACUGUGCGGUUGCGGUUUGGAGAUGGUACCUGGACGGGCUUUGAAUACAAAUUCAUCAAUCAAAACUCUUUGUAUACUGAAACUCAGUUCAUCUACGUCCCAUGGAAAGUCACGUUCGAGGUUCUUGAGCAUCUUACUCCCUGGACUCCUUCAACUGACCGGCACUUGACCAGGGAUGUUGUCGUUACAGUGGAUUGCAACGAGACAGCGAUACUCCGUUCAAUAUCACGUCAACAGUCCUUGUCGAUGGUUCUGUAUCCUUCUCCCCUGAUCCCAGAGUUCUGCCUAAGUAAUUUGCCAGACUUCACCAGACUAGAUGCCAAUACAGGGGAUAUCAAGUGGGAUGUCGCCAUACCUGGCAUAUACCAUCUCUGUAUCUCAGUUUCACUGGCCUCCCAGCCCACUGUGUAUUCUGAUGUCGAUUUCCUGGUUGUGAGUCAGGCCGGAGACCAGAUUGGCUUUCAAGUCGGUUUCGUUCCCGCCAUGAGGAACGGUCCUACAGCGCCAGACACCGGGCAUUUCACAGUGGUCAGUGCACAGAUUGCUUCUGGAAGCGCCGAGGCGACUCUAAAGUUCACCGUACAACCUUGGAUGGAAGGAUGGAACUCCUUCUGCUUUGCUGCCUACGUCAUCAACGACAUGAAGAUCAGCAGCGCGAGCUCGAUGAAGUGCAGCGAUGCUUACUUCUUUGGCUCGGAUGUCAUCAUGGUGGAUGCGACUGCGGCAGAGCAAUACAAGUAUAGAGUAGCAGGGCAGGUGGUGGCCAAUCACUUUGAGGUCCGUGAAGGAGUGCAGCUGAGGGUGUCCAUCUCCGCUUGGAUGCCCAACUCCCUCGGAGCCGUGGAGAGGAGCAUGGUCGCCGAUCUCAACGGAAACGGAGUCCUCGAUGAGUCUGAGGUAGAAGAGCUGUCCUUCCUCAGGGAGACUCAAGUAGCCUGCCAGGUUCAGAUCUUCUACGGCAACAGACCUCGACCCUUGGGAGCCACUCUGACCAAUGUUUCGCUCAACACCUCGAUCCUCACUUACGAGCCCCCACGGACAUAUGCCGGCGCGGACAUUGAGAUUUGCAUCAACGCGCAAGGAGCGUCAAGCGCUGCAACCUUGUCGAAAGUCAACCAGUUCUGCAUCACCAUCAUGGUGAAAAAAUGCGUUUGGACCGUCAAGACCGGAGAGUCCUUCAUCUCCAUUGCACAGAGCAUCGGGAUCUCAUGGCUGCAACUGUGGAACUUCAACAAGGGGAACUACUCGAGGCCGGACAUCGACCUGCGAACAGGAGAUCCGGUGAAUGUCGGGCAGCUCUACCAGGUUGAUAAUGGAGACACUCUGUACAACAUCGCCGACAGAUUUUCCUCCACAGUCCCCAUCCUUUACGCUCUCAACGGUGCACUGGACCCGCAGGUUCCCAUCUACACAGGACAGUUGAUCUGCAUAGCAUUUGCGUCAUGCGCCAACACAUAA